Messenger RNA from Leptopilina heterotoma, 2548 nucleotides. RefSeq lists its product as uncharacterized. Gene Ontology annotation, cellular component: tRNA-intron endonuclease complex. Gene Ontology annotation, biological process: tRNA-type intron splice site recognition and cleavage. NCBI's taxonomy places the organism in Eukaryota, Metazoa, Arthropoda, Insecta, Hymenoptera, Figitidae. The record is from RefSeq and is a predicted model, not a curated record. The transcript is spliced from 6 exons. The coding region runs from base 418 to 2520 and encodes 700 amino acids.
GAAGCAAUUGUGCGUUGGCCUUUAUGAAUAGAAGAGAAAUUGUGGAUUGUGGUAUUAUCGUUAUUAUUAGUGACAAUUAAAAUAAUAUUUAAACAUUUUACUUUGUUAAUCAGUAAAAUUAGCGAAUUACUAAAUGAUUUUUAAGGUAACAUAUAAUUAUUUACAUCUGUAGAACAGGAACUUCAUUUCAACAGUUAAAAUACGUCAAUCAAAAUUUAAGGUGACAAUGCAAGUUCAUUUCAACUUUCAAGGAUUUCUCUAAUGUGUUGGAUUUAUCUAUAUAAAAGUUCAUGGCCCUUGUGACAUAAAUAGGUUACUUUUGCAGCGCCAAAACAAAUUUGGCUCUCCCAGUAGUGACAGCCAGAAUAGGAGAAAAAGGACAUGUAACUAAAUCAAAUUUAUAUGAUUGAAUAAUCUAUGAUGAAGGGAAAUAUCGAGAUUUACUCUCAAAACUUUUUACGGGCUGAACAGCUUUUACUGAAUAAAGGAAUACGCUGUAAUACUGUAGAUGAAUAUGAGAGAUAUUCACAACUCCUUCCAAAAACUGGAAAAAAACUUUUUGAACCCAAGUGUACGUGGUUAGAAUCUAAAAAAAUUGAGAAAGAUCUGCAAUAUAGAAGUGAUUUAUUGGCUAUAGAGAGGGUUGAAAGAAAGUCACAAAUAGCUUUUGGAGAAUGGCUACCUAAUGAAAGGAAAGUACAAGUAUUAAAAAGAGCAGGGCAGGUAUGGGCAAACUUUGGAUUCGAAGUGAACUCGAUACUUUAUUUGAAUCCUGAAGAAGCAUUAUCAUUACUUGAAAUGAAUUGUAUAGAGCUUUUAUGGGAAAAAGUCCCUCUUUCUGUGCAACAGGCAUAUGCCAUUCUACUAAAUGCAGAUAAAAGUGGUUGUUCUCUAGACAACUAUAGAGUUUAUAACCAAUUUGUUAGGUAUGGUUACCGUCUUCUGCGCCAUAGCGGAAAUAAGUUAACGUCAUCUAAAGGGACAAGCGUACGACAGUCGUUCAGGUUAAAACCAGUAGUUAUCCCGCCGAGUAAUGGCCUUCGAAAGUUCGGUACUUCUUCAGAAGUAAGUGAUAACGAGAAAAUAAAGGGCAAUGUAUCCACUGAUGGAUAUAGUCAAGAAGAAGUAGAAAUUUCAAGCAAUAAUGAUAAUAUUAUUGACGAUUGUGUACAUCAAGUUAUGGAAAAUAUUGUUUGUCACUUGGAAUCGAAAAGAAAAUCUGAAAGUAAUUCUUUAGUUGGUGACGUUGACGUUGACGUUGAAGUAAUUCCCAAUUGUAUAAAGUCGAAAAAAAGAAAACAUCUUGAAAACAGUAACGAAAUAAAUCUCAAUAAUCACAAUAAAAAAAAGAAGACUGAAAUUAUAACUACUGACCAAGCAUCGAAGAAACAAGGACAAGAGGUAAUUUGUCUUUCCGAUGAUGAAAUUGAAGAAAUCUGUAAACCCGCAACGCGAUUGGAUGUGUUAAAUCAAUUACCAGAUGUAGCUUCUCAAUCAGUGAAAAUACAAUCUAAAAAUUUAAAAAGUUACUUACCGCGUGGUAUAGAACUUAAAAGAGAUGUUUAUUACUUUGAAAAAAUAAAAUGUCCAACUGUACAUAAAACAGAUAACUGUAAUAAUACUUUUCAAAAUACAUCUUCUAAAAGAAAUCUUUAUGCACUGAAACAUAAUAAUCCAAAAAGCUAUGCUAAACCAUACUCAACAUGGAAUCAAAAUGCACAGUGUGCAAACAGAUUUGCCUAUCAGCAAAUAAAUGGCGCGCAAAGAGGUUUUCAUACAGUGAUGCAGGGAGCUAAUAGACUUUCUAGGUUUCAGUGUUUCCUGUACUUUAAUUUUCUUGCCUACAACAAUUAUAGAAGCGCCACAACAGUGACUGCAAGCUUCAUGAAGUACAAUUUAAUGCGGAACUUUUAUGCGCCUAAUUAUAGAAGUAACUUUUGCAAUCCACCUGUCGCUCCUUGCCAAAAUUUACCUAGCCCUAGGUUGUACAAUAAACCGCACCAAUCAAAGGAGUUGCUAAGUUCUGCAAGUAAUGCUAAUCGUGGCUCAAUAAUUGAUAAUAAGAAAGAACCUUCAUCUUGGCAGCAGUUUAAACAGAAAUUACAGGAUGAACAUACAAUAACCAUUGAUGAUGAACAUAGUAAUGAAAAGAAAGUUGAUGGACAGAAUAAAAAUAUUAAACCCUUGAUAAACAUUAAAAGAAGUGCUUACUCAUUUGACGUUAAUGAUAAAAUUAAACUGAUUAAACCUUUUGUUAAAAAAUCUCAACAGAAAAAAGCCUAUGACUCCAAGGUAUCUUACAACAUCUAUUCGAAUAAUGCAAAUUAUAGAAAGGCGAAUCCUGGUCCUCCAAAUAGUCAGCUUCUUGUCGUGAGAGAAAACUCAGGACAUUAUUUAGAUUCAGAGGAAGUACAUCAUUCUCUUAUUACAAAAGAUAAAACUCUUGUUCUUGCUUAUGUCACGAAAACAUCUAUAUCAUACAUUCAAUUUGGAAGUGUAGAAAUUCCUGAUUUACUGUAAAAUAAAUUGUAUAUAUAUUAUUGAGAAA